AUGGAGAUAAAAUAAGAGAAACGAGACGUACAAUCAAAAAAGAAAAACUCAACAUAAAAUACAAAAAGCAAAACUGAAAUUAAGGGAAAUUAGCCAGUACUGAAAUUCAAAUAAUCUGAUCGAAAAUUUCGCUCAAUUAACGCCUAAACUAACUAAGAAAAUUAAGGAUCUUUCCUAAUUGAUUAUAUAUUUUUUUCUAUCAUUUUGUUAGAACUUGUAGAUCUAUAUUAUUGCAUCUUUUAAAUCCAAAAAUCUAUGAAAUAAAACUCAAUUUUCCAAAUUAAUCUUUCAGUAUAAUACAUAGACUCUAUUGGAAAAUAUCAAAUAUUAUUUGAUUAAUCAAAAAUUACUUAAAUAUUUAACUUUGCUUCUAUACUAUCAAUAAUAAUCAUAAUAUUGUUAUUCAAUAUAUGUGUUAUUUCAAACAAUAUGAGUUAUCUUAACCAUUACUCUUUUAGAAACUUUGUUAAACAAAUUGAUGAGAAUAACUAAAAUUAUUUCAACAAUUACUACAUAUACAUAUAGGAAAUUCAAUCUAGUGAUGAUAGAAAUAUUUAUAGCAAUUAUAAAAUACCUAAUACUAAAGGAUAUAGCUUUAAUCCAGAAAAAUGGAAUACAUAAAUCAAAAAAUUAGUAUGUUAAUAAUAUUUAAGUGAAUUCAAGGUACUAUAAAUAACUUAUAAAUACCCGUGCAUUCUUAAGUUUAAUUUAAUCUAAUAAUCAAAAUAAUUAUUUUAUUGA
This is a messenger RNA of Paramecium tetraurelia, 741 nucleotides long. RefSeq lists its product as uncharacterized. The transcript is spliced from 3 exons. Lineage: Eukaryota; Ciliophora; Oligohymenophorea; Peniculida; Parameciidae. The record is from RefSeq and is a predicted model, not a curated record.